AUGUCUUUCACGCAAUCUUCGCAAGGCACCCAUGCCACAAGGGAGGCCACCUUCGAAGAACAAAAGUUCAUCACAGACAUCCUGAAGCUGUACCAAUUGGAUCCAAAUGAGCAGAGUUAUUCUCAUUAUGCUGAGACUGCCAUCUUCCAUGACCCCGUCAGUAUUGCUAAGGGCAAGGAGAGCAUCAUGUCGCAAUUCAAUGGAAUGCCUAAGAUCUUUGCUCGUAGCGAUACCAAAGAGGUCGCAGUUCUCGCUUCAUCAACACCUUCUGAGUUGCAACUAAACUUGACACAACACUAUGUUUUCAAGUCGCCGAUUCCGUUCAAGAAGGAGGGUACCGAGAAGACUGUCAACAGCAAGUUGACCUUCAAGCUUAACGGUCAAGGAAAAAUCGAAGAGCACAUUGAGGAGUGGGACCACGAGGGUAACAAGACUGCCGACGAUGGUUUCAUGGGCAAGCUCCAGGAGCAGCGCAAGAAGAUGGAUGCUAAGCUUGUCGAAUCGACAGUCUCGAGCGAUCCCUCAAAGGCAUAG
Messenger RNA from Aureobasidium melanogenum CBS 110374, 534 nucleotides. RefSeq lists its product as uncharacterized. The transcript has 2 exons. The record is from RefSeq and is a predicted model, not a curated record. Lineage: Eukaryota; Fungi; Ascomycota; Dothideomycetes; Dothideales; Saccotheciaceae. The coding region runs from base 1 to 534 and encodes 177 amino acids.